UCUGUGCUUGUUCCAAGCUGCAGCCUGAGAGCGUCACAAGUGGGUUACCAUGGAAUUUGUUGAGCUGCUGUUUGUCUCUGUUGGGGUGUCUGUCGUCCUGUUUUAUGGGUUUAAGCUGCUUCGCCUGGUGAAGAUGGUUUUCCCAAAGACCUGGUACCCACUGCCAAAGUCCUUCUUCAGCUCCAUGGGCCAGUGGGCAGUAAUCACUGGGGCAUCAGACGGGAUUGGGAAAGCAUAUGCGUUGGAGCUUGCAAAGCAUGGGAUGAAUUUGGUCAUCAUAAGCCGAACUCAGAGGAAGCUUGAGAAAGCUGCAAGGGAAAUAGGAGCAAGAACUGGGAAACAAGUGAAAGUGAUUACAGCCGACUUUACCAAAGAUGACAUAUAUGAACAUAUAGAGGAGAAUCUGAGAGGUUUAGAGGUUGGUGUGUUAGUGAACAAUGUGGGGAUGCUGUUGUGCAGACAGCCUCGUCGGUUCCUGGACAUCGAGCACCUGGAUCAGAAAAUUCCAGAUCUGAUCAACUGUAAUGUGAAGGCAUUAAUGAAGAUGUGCAGGAUAAUCUUACCUGCUAUGGUGAAAAGGAAGAAGGGGCUGAUCCUGAAUGUGUCAUCGGGCGUGGCUUGUUCUCCCUGGCCCAUGUACUCCCUAUACACAGCUUCCAAGGUGUUUGUUCAGAGAUUUUCUCGGUGCCUCCAAGCUGAGUAUAAAGCAAACGGGAUCAUAAUCCAGGCAGUGACCCCCUUUGGAAUAUCCACGUCAAUGACAGGUUAUCAGGACCCCAACAUCAUCACAUUUACAGCAGAAGACUUUGUAAGAACAUCCCUGCAGUACGUGACAGCAGGAGACCAAACAUAUGGCAGCGUCUCCCAUCAACUCCUGGGGUCAACCAUUCAGAACAUUCCAAAAAGUAUCUUGCAUAGUGAUGUCCUGCUGAAUAGCAUGGUGGAAUAUGUGAACAAAAAAAUUUCUAUUCAGGAACAAAGAAUGAAUGCUCCAAAACAUCAGAACUUGCAAAAUGAGACUUAACUUUGGUGUCACUUUUGCCCAGAAAUGCCACUGUAACACACAUAAAGGCAUAUUUAAUGUAUUUUAUGUUAAAAGUAGUCUGAUUUCAGUUUUCAUCUUUACUCUGAUAUUUGUUUGAUUUAAGCGACUUGUUUGUAAUCACUUCUGCUAAAUAAAGUGUAUGUAUGUACUGUAUAUAUGUAUGUAUGUACAGACACACACACACACACACACACACAUGAUUUCAGAUAGUCAGCUGUUAGUAAUUUGAUUUAUUUUAAAUUGUUCUCUCUAUGUCACAAUGUUUCCUUCGAUGCAGCUAUAAAUGGUAUUCAUGUCACACACAAUAACACCUGUGUAGGAAGCCAUUGGAUACCACCAGUGUUGUUUCACUUACACAGAUCAAUGUCAAGGUUUAUACAUCAGGAUUUUAUACCUAACUUUUACAUUCAUCCAUCCAUCCAUCCAUCCAUGUCUCCUCUGAUGUACUGAUCUAACUGUGUAUCUUUCUGCAUCUACCCGCAUGAAUUCAGGACAAAACCAGAACACACAGAGAAUAGCAGGGAGAAUGUGCAAACUCCACACACACACACAGACACACACACAGAUACACACAGACACAAACACAUACACACAUACAUACAUACAAACAGACACACACACUUCCCUGUUGUACAUCACAUAUCAGGCUGCCGGUAAAACGAAAGGGUUGCAACACACAGUAGAAUUCCACCACCGCCGAACAGUAGAUGUUAGAUUUCCUGGACAUUCCAAGAACUUGGUUGGUGCCUGGCUUAAUAUGUCAAGGACAUUAUCUUUUUUUUAUUUAAGGUGUCAAACUAUCUGCAUUUGUACAUUUUCCAAAUAAAACAAACAAACAAA
Paramormyrops kingsleyae is the source of this 1885-nucleotide messenger RNA. RefSeq names its product hydroxysteroid (17-beta) dehydrogenase 3 (gene hsd17b3). NCBI's taxonomy places the organism in Eukaryota, Metazoa, Chordata, Actinopteri, Osteoglossiformes, Mormyridae. Gene Ontology annotation, molecular function: testosterone dehydrogenase (NADP+) activity. The record is from RefSeq and is a predicted model, not a curated record. Gene Ontology annotation, cellular component: endoplasmic reticulum.